This is a messenger RNA of Gekko japonicus, 831 nucleotides long. RefSeq names its product acyl-coenzyme A thioesterase THEM4-like. The coding region runs from base 1 to 831 and encodes 276 amino acids. The record is from RefSeq and is a predicted model, not a curated record. The transcript is spliced from 7 exons. NCBI's taxonomy places the organism in Eukaryota, Metazoa, Chordata, Lepidosauria, Squamata, Gekkonidae.
AUGCUGAGGAGGGGUGGCCGCCACCUGGUGAAGUGUCUCGACAGCUGGGUGGGCUCCGGAAGCGGCCCCCGGGCGGCUGCCUCCAAAGGGGUCUCGCUCCAUCCCACAUACAUGUCGUUCUCCAGGACCACAGUCAGGCCUCUUCCCUCCUCAAAGCUGAAGGAUUAUGCCCUGCCCAAUGCCAGCUGGAGUGAGGACAUGCUGGAUCAGUUCAACAAGUUCAUGGCCAUGUCUGAAGACGGGACUUGGAGAAGGAUCCCUUCGCACAGGAGUGUCGAGGAGAGCGCUCCAGAAUAUAUGAAGGAAAAAUUGGAGGAGGAGCAGAAGAAAAGAGACACCCGGUACUUCUGCAGGAGCAUCGACAGUGAAGGCCUUGGUUUUGAAUACGUUAUGUUUUUCAACUCGUCGCAGAAAAGGAUGGUGGGCAUUUUCCAGCUGGGUCCCUACCUGGAAGGGCCUCCGGGGAUUGUGCACGGCGGGUCUAUCGCCACCAUUCUUGAUGCCACCUUGUCGCUGUGCGCCUUCAUUGCCACCGACGCUGUUCUAACGGCUAACCUCAGCAUAAACUUUAAGAGCCCUGUGCAGCUGGGCUCCGUCGUCCUCGUGGACAGCAAAGUGGACCGGAUGGAGGGGAGGAAGGCAUUCCUCUCUGGUCCUGUGCUAAGUGUGGACGGGCAGACCCUUCACGCAGAGGGCACAGGUUCUUUCUUUUUUGCUGCGGUGUUGAACUCUGAUACUGCAACUGAAUUUCAGCAAGCCUGUCUAGGAGCAGCAGCUUCCUUCUACGUCACGCUUCCAAGCCCACUCAACGAGCCCCAGACCUUCGCCUAG